Miscanthus lutarioriparius is the source of this 1203-nucleotide messenger RNA. NCBI's taxonomy places the organism in Eukaryota, Viridiplantae, Streptophyta, Magnoliopsida, Poales, Poaceae. The record is from the annotation of a GenBank genome assembly.
AUGGGCGCGACUUGCAAGACGGAGCCCGUGCAAUGCAUGGGGCAGCAGCUGGCCCAUGACACGGCACAGACGGCACUCAAGACGGCCAGAGGGUUGGUGCCUGACGCUUUGUCCUCCUCCUCUGGAGGCUCGAUGGCAAAGCCGUCCGGUUUGAAGCGCCCCUGCCCACCGUCGAGGAACAGUGCUGGAGCUGCGGCUAGGGGUCGGAACCAGCCUCCCCAACCCCAACCUCCUAUGGCCUCGGUGACGAUGCCAGUGCCUGCGGAUGAGUACAACCACCGUGCCGACGGCGAGCACCCCGAGGCCGAGGAGGCCGUGGAGGAGUUGGAGAUUGAGAACGACGACGACAUCACCGAAGGCGCAGCUGCGCUGUUCGGCGAGCACCCGAUCGAUGUCGACUCCGGCGACGGCGAUGUGUAUAGGGCUGCUGGAUCAGGAGGGAGCACACUGCUCAGAUCAGCGGCGGAUCAGAGACCAAGCUCGAGAUCAAGAAAGGGCGUCGUCCUGAGUUCUCCGUCGCCGCGGCCGUCGCUCGCCCGAUGCGCUCUGAAGACGCCCUCGUAUGGCGGAUCGAGGGAGAAGGUCAACCCCAGAGACCUGUUCACCUUCUCCUACAAGUUCAGCACCGACAUCCCGAUGAGCGAAACGCAAGGGGCGUCCAUCGAUGAGUACCUGCAGAACAGUCCCAGGAUCGUCGGAGCCGUGUUUCCGGAUCAGCGCAAAAGAAGAAAGAUCAACGAUGAAGAAUGGAGCGUGCAGCUCUUGCCCAUCCAAUUCCUCUUCCUGUCGGCGUCGCCGGUGAUCGUCAUGCGCUUCGUCAGCAAGUCCGGCGGGAAGGAGUACCCGCCCAACGUCCCCGUCCACGCCACCAGCCUCCUCCUCAUGGAAGUGACGGACUACAAGCUGAAUGGUCUGGACAGCAACGCCAUGCCGUCGCACCUGGCCCUCACCGUGCGAGGCCUGAUGUACCCGCAGCGGCAGCGGGAGGGGAAGAAGAGCCUCAAGGGCCACGUCGAGAUGACCGUUGGCUUCGACCUCCCGCCGGUGCUCGCCUUGGUCCCGGAGAGCAUCAUCAGAGGCGUCGGCGAGACGGUGUUGAGGCAGAUGGCGGAGCAGAUGAAGCAGGACUUGGGCACGGGGCUGGCAGCAGAUUUCAAGAAGUACAGGAGGGAGAAGCUAACUGAGAGGCGCACAUCGCCCUGA